Oncorhynchus kisutch (coho salmon) is the source of this 9532-nucleotide messenger RNA. RefSeq names its product U1 small nuclear ribonucleoprotein C. The coding region runs from base 2380 to 6444 and encodes 1354 amino acids. Gene Ontology annotation, cellular component: nucleus; U1 snRNP. Lineage: Eukaryota; Metazoa; Chordata; Actinopteri; Salmoniformes; Salmonidae. Gene Ontology annotation, biological process: mRNA splicing, via spliceosome; mRNA 5'-splice site recognition; spliceosomal snRNP assembly. Gene Ontology annotation, molecular function: pre-mRNA 5'-splice site binding; zinc ion binding. The record is from RefSeq and is a predicted model, not a curated record. The transcript has 26 exons.
UUACUACUUAGCUUCGGCUGGUGGAGGUCCUGACGAACUACGUCCAGAUACUGCGUCCGGAGUGAAAAAGUUGAAUGAAAAACGUUGAGCGAGGGAAAACAAGUCUCCAAUUCAAACCACAGGUUUUCAAUCUGCAAAGGUAGGACAGAAGCCAGCUGUCCUCUAGCUACACUAUGACACUACCCUACAGAGUGCUGUUAAUGCUACUGUAGACCUUCAUUGCAAAACAGUGUGUUUAAAAAAAAUAUUUGGUGACGUGAAUAUAUUUAGUAAAGGUUUAUUUUCAUGAAAUUCACAGAGGAGGAUAGUAUUCCCCUUCCUCCUCUGAGAGCCUGCAAUGGUCCCCAUUUAGACUUGGUCAUUGUACUUGCCCUAUCAGAUCUGGUUAUACGGUUUUCAUGUUGUCUUGAGGGUUAAUGACUAACUGUGUAACUGGCACCAAUUUAUUUCAGUUUUUUUUGCUGAUGUUUACUGACACGUGUCAUAACAACCGGAUUCAAGGUCGUUCGUAAAUACAUCAAUUAUUUUGCGCUCUGGUACCCUCACACCAGAGUCCUCUGAAAUCUGGAAGAUUGCCAGAGUGAAUUAACGAACGCACCCGCGUAUAUUGUAGAUGUGCUAAGAUUAUUAGAUUUCAGGAUUUUUUGCACUGGAAAGGGAAUUAUUAGAAAAUCACGCAGCCUUCACAAGAUAAUUCCAAAUGGCCAAUACAGUAAUGUAUAAAACAUUGAUGAUUCAGUCAGUGCCCUACUGGUAUAGUUUGUAUUAUUUGCAACACCUGUAGUGGGGGUGGUGGCGCUGCAGUUAUUAUGAGGACUCAUUAUGGCGCACCUCUUUCCUUGAAAAGAGUCGUCGUUUAGUUAGGCUUCCGGUAAAGGGACGUUUUUAACAUAUAUCACAGUGCUUGUUAGCAAGGCUGCUCAAAAUGCCGAAGUUUUAUUGUGAUUACUGUGAUACCUACCUUACUCAUGACUCGCCCUCUGUGAGGAAAACACACUGCAGUGGCCGCAAACACAAAGAAAAUGUAAAAGACUACUACCAGAAAUGGAUGGAAGAACAAGCGCAGAGCCUCAUUGACAAAACAACCGCUGCCUUCCAACAAGGGAAGAUGCCCCCAACACCAUUCCCAGGAGCCCCACCUCCAGGGGGUGCCAUGAUCCCUCCACCAAACCUCAAUGGCCCCCCACGUCCAGGGAUGCUACCAACACCCCAGAUGGGUGGUCCUCCAAUGAUGCCCAUGAUGGGUGGAAUGGGACCACCUCCACCUGGAAUGAUGGGUGGUCCAGGUAUGCGACCUCCAAUGGGUGGCCGAAUGCAGAUGAUGCCUGGACAUCACAUGAUGCGACCUCCCGGUCACCCAAUGAUGAUGCGGCCAAUGAUGGCACGGCCAGACCGAUAAACUCUCCCGACUCCCUCAAACACACCACGGGUUUGUUCCACAUGAUCAGUAAAUCUUAUUUUCUCACUUAUAAAAUCGGUUUGAUUAAGGGAAAUCGAUUGUUGAAUAAGGUGGUCUCAAAUAUAAAAUGUUUGUCUCUGACAAGUGCCACAGUUGCUCACAUGUAGCUAGUUCAUCAUAUAAUUAUUGGUAACUUUGCGUCAAACUUCUUCUAAGUAGAUUUUAAGGUGAGGAGCGUUACUGAUCCUGUGGAACAAACCUUUUGGCAAAUCCCUCCACUCUACAACUCUUUCUUGGACUUCACUUUACAUAAUAAUAUGUUGGUUAUCUUGCCUUUGCUGUACCAUCCAUUUUCCCUGGAUGAUUUCAUUUUUAUUAUUCUAUAGAUUUUAUAAUGUUCCCUCUGCUUAUUCCCAUUUUCCUGCUCAUUGUUAUUUUGGUGUCUUGGCAAGUGCCAAAGACAAAACUGGGAAGUUAUGAAAAUGUUGUUGAAUGUGUUUUAUCAUUCACCUAGAGGUGUAUUAUAAGGUCUCCCGUUUUAUUUGUUUGGCAGUACCAGUCAGAUGAGUCAGCAGCAGUUUCUUUUUUACAAUUUUAUGAGCCGUUACUAUUGGCUUUUAAUUUGUUGUAUUACGGUCUAUUAAACGAAAAGCAAAGUGCUGUGUGGUCGUUAAUGUUUUAAUCUCUGAACAACACCGUUGUCAUUUUUUAUACCUAGCUCUUCUUUAUAAAUUCAGCAGGGGGCGCUAGAAUGUAAUAUUUGUGACCCAGGCACCUAAACCCAAGGCAGCAUGUUUUUGCUCGCUAUGUCUUAUGGGAAAAAUACUUUUAGACAAAUGACUGUGCAAUCGUAAUGAAUGAGAGAAGGCAGCCAGCUGGGCAUUUCACUGAAGAUAAGAGGGCGUGGAAUGUGAAGAGAUGCAAAUAAGCUAGCUACAAAUAAACAAUUUAGCUAGCGAUCUUAUUCUCCCAAUACCGCUAUGGCGGGAAUAAUAAAAAAACAAAUAUUGAAACAUUUGUCCAGGUUCACCAAGAACCUGUCUCCAGACAAGAUAAACCUGAGCACACUGAAGGGCGAGGGUCAGCUGUCCAACCUGGAGCUGGAUGAGGAGGUGCUGCAGAACAUGCUGGACUUGCCUACCUGGUUGGCUGUCACCCGGGUCUACUGCAACAAGGCUGCAAUCAGGAUACAAUGGACAAAGUUGAAGACCAGCCCCAUCUGCCUGUUCCUGGACAAGGUGGAGGUGGAGAUGAGAACGUGUGAGGAGCCCCGUGCACCAAAUGGCCCCUCCCCUAUUGCCAUCACUGCUGGCCAGAGUGAGUAUGGCUUCGCUGAGAAGGUGGUGGAGGGUAUGUCUGUCAUCAUCAACUCCAUCACCAUCAAGGUGCAGUCCCGUGCCUUCCACGCCUCCUUCGAGCUCUGGCAGCUCCAGGGUAACAGUCUCAACCCCAAAUGGCAGAAGACUGACCUCCGCUACACCCGCAUCACAGACCCCAAGAGAGGAGAGGUUUUGACGUUUAAGGAGAUCAACUGGCAGAGUCUGCGUAUAGAGGCUGAUGCCAUAGAGAGUGAAGACCAGGACCUGGGCAGUAUCCCACUACGCCUCAUUACCAACCAGGGACGCAUCCGCAUCGCCCUGAAGCGCAGGGUGAAGGACUGUAAUGUUCUGGCCUCGAAGCUGCUCUUCAUUUUGGACGACCUGCUGUGGGUGCUGACGGACUCUCAGCUCAAAGCUGUCAUCCACUACGCCAAGUCCCUGAGUGAGGCCAUGGAGAAGUCUGCCCAGCAGAGGAAGAAUAUGGCUGCAGAGUCUCUACAGACUGCACCCCCAUCCCCUGGUAUCCACAAUCUAUGGACAGACCCUUCACCCCCUCCCAGCGUUGGUGUACCCAGUACCCUGGACCAGUACUUUGAUCAACACGACGUCAAAGAGUCCUCCUACCACACCUUCAUCUCUCGUCUAGACCUGCACAUAUGCAACGACAGCUCCUCAACAGACCCCGAUGAGCCUCCACCUCCAGGCUCUCAGGGUGCAAUGCAGUUGACCUUCCGCAAGCUGGGUUUUGACUACUACCCCAUCCACCGGCCCGCUGAUGGCUGUCAGCACUGGGAGCGUCACUGUGGAGCAAUGGAGGCCCGAGCCCAGUGGGCUUGCAGACUGCUGCAGGAGUUCCAGAGGAGGGUGGAGGCGUCAGGUAUCCCUGGUCCACAUUCUGAGAUCCCCAACCAGGCCAAGGACUCCCCCGCCAAGAGGGCUCACGAUGGACAGCCCAGCCCCCCUGAUAGGGAUCAGAGGUCCAGGAGGAACUCAAUAGCACCUCCUCCCCCGGGGAAUCCUUUGAAGAGGCUCCGCUCUAGCUGUGUGGUGGUACGAAUGGACGACCUUGAUAUCCAUCAGGUGUCUACAGGGGGACGCCACAGCAAGAAGACCCAGUCCUUAAUAUCCUGUAACCGCAAGGCCCUGAACCUAGCAGACAAUAUACCAGCCAUCCACCUGCAAUUCACAGAGUAUUACUUCCCUGACAACCCUGGUUUGCCUGUACCCAACACUAACCUGUAUGCCCAGCUGAACGGCCUACAGCUGUGCCUAGACCCAGCUAGUCUGCUGUGGGUCAACCUGUUCUCGCGGGGCCUGCUGCGUACCCUGGAGCAGGUCAAAGCCUUCUACCAACUCCAGGACGGCAGCAAGGCAGAGGAGCACGUGGACAUCCGCAUGGACGCAGCACAGAUCAAAUUGAUUAUUCCCCUGGAGUCAUCCAUCAUGGACCACCAAGACAGGCCCCAGUCUCUGAACAUCACUGUUCCCCAGAUGGUCCUCAGCAACACCUGCCACUCCCCACACGGCACCCGGGCCGACCUCAACGCCACCUACAGCAGCUUCUCCACCUGCCACUUCUUCCAGUCCGCUCCCCCAUGCUCCUUCCCCCGAGACCAGAGCGCCUUUCUCCCCCUACCCUCUGCCUUCCUCCAGCACUCCCUGGAGAUGGAGCCCCUGCCCUUUUCUGAGAUGAGGCCCCUCCGGGCCAAGGACGUCUGGUCCCUAAGUCUCUCCCGCCUGUCUGUGAGCUUCGAGGGGGCACGGAAAAGCAACAAGGGCAGAGCUCACCCCUUCGUGGAGCCUUUCACCAUGUCUGUGUGGAUAUGUUGUCCAUGUGCGUUUAAGGGCUGUUCCCUGGUCUCCUCUCCCAUUGAACCAGCUCCUGUAGAUCCCAACCAUGGAUCCUUAGAGCAGGAGAACCAGCUCCCUUCCAACCCUGACCACCACAACCAGGACAGUAAAAAGGAGGCUCCAGUGGCCUCUAUUCACUUCUUGGCCCAGGCCAUCACACCGGUCAAAGUGUGGCUCAACCACUACCAGUAUGUGGCCCUGCUGCGGAUGAAGGACACCCUGGCCAGGCUGGGGGGCGAGCUGGGCCGGGACACCAGGGACGCUAAGCAGGCCAGGGGCCAGGAGUCUGAGCCCCCUACGAUGUGCCUAGCCCUCCUAAUGGACUCAGUGGAGCUGGGGCUCCUGCUACCACCUGCAGCCAUGGAGCCAGAGGAGGAGGAGGCCCACACCCCAGGAUCUGAAAGCCCCAGCCUGACAGACUCUGACCUCUCCCCCACUCACCAGGCUUCAUCGCCAGGCCCUCUUGAGGACAGUGGGAUAGGAAACGGUACUGCCACCGUCAACAGCUCUCCUCCCAUUGAGCAGGAAGUGGAUGGUGUGGUAGAGGAGGCCAGCGAGGCAGUAGAGGUCAUGGAGGGGGAGACAACCCAGGAGGAUGGUCCUGUCCCCUCUCCUCCCUUCUCCCCUGAACACCAUCCCUCCCUCCUGUCUAGGGACCCCUCUACCUUCAGCCUGGAGGAAGAGCUGUCCAACGCCCUCACCGCCACCAAGGAUGUCACCAAAGAUGCCUUUAGUGCCUCCCUGGACCUGACUAAAGGGGCGUUCUCCAUCACAAAAGAUGCCUUCAGCUUCAUGAGUCGCGGGUCAGGGAUGAGCAAGCUGUUCACUACACAGGCCAAGGAGCAGCGCCCCGAGGAGGGAUGCCCUAUGGCCAGUCUGCGGCUCCAGUCCAUGAAGCUGUCUCUCUCACAGUACUCAUUUGACAGCGCCAUCCUGGACGGAAGCCUGCCCGACGACCACCUCUCAGUGGACAGCGACUCUAGUGACAACAUUCUCAUGGAUGAGUCAGGAGUAGAGUCCAUGAUGCGACCCAACAGCACCCUUGGGCCCAUGGACAGUGGAGGCAGCGCUGCCCCGGGGACAGAGGGAGGGUUAUCAGCCGACCUGAGCAGCUCCCCAUCCCAGAGCAUUGAGGACAUCACACAGGACACAGCCUCUGUGUUGUUGCUGGUGCUCAGUGGUAUUGCCUGUGUGGCGGACCUGAAGGGAGAGGACCUGGUGGUGGCAGUGGAGGUCCAGCAUCUCACCUCCAGACAGAUGGGCAACGUAAGGGUCUCUGACCUGCUGGCCAGACAAAUGUCAGGUGGGUCCACCCUGGGACAGAGACAGGGCUGCAGGUCAGCUCCAGUGGUGGGCAUGCGAAUAGAGAUGGGUCCCUCUGCAGCACGGCACGGUCCCCUCUCUGCGUUGGUAGGUCACCUGGAGCUGGGUGUGCAGGGCUGUCGGGCGGAGCUCCUGGCCUCCACCCUGGCUACCCUGGGGCCCUUCCUGGAGGAUGAGCUCAGUGCUGAUGUCCAGCCCAUGAAGAUCCGCCUGGACAAUGUCACCAUCACUCUGAAGGAUGAUGGUCCCAAGAUCUACCCGACGGCCCCCCAGCCCCAACCUGCAACCUUUACCAUAGACCAGGUGGUUCUGGAGCGCUCUGAUGAUGGCUUGUUUAGAAUCAAAGGUGGUGCAGGCCCAGACUCUGCAGGUGGUGCUGUGGUAUGUUUGGAGAAACCCGACAGUUCUUGUUCUGUCCAACCACAGCAGAGCAUGAGUCCAUCCCUGGGGUCCCAGCUAUUGGAGGCUCAGUUGGCCCUCUCUCAAGCGCUCACUGACCGAGAACGUCUCCUCCUGGAGGUCAGGAAAUACGACCCCAUGUUUGACCUGUGACUACUUUACUCCCCCAACCAGCAGAGGGCGAUAUACUGACACUGCAUCAAUAAGGGAGUAAAGGAACUGAAUGAAAUGUCUGGACUCAGGCAUAUGACAAUUUGUAAACAACAAAGAUGAGCACCCAAUGGUGGAAUCCACCCUGGUAGUUCGAAAGCUCAAGCUCUUCUAAUGAAUUGUACAAACAGUGUGUCACUUCCAGAGAACACAUAGGGGGCCCUUGUAUUAACAAGAAGCCCCACUGAAGUCACUCUUUACACUCUGAGGUACAUAAUAACAGGCACUAGUUUCAUCUGACAAUCUAAACAUGUUCCCUUCUGCUGUACAAAAGCAGUUUUAAUUUAAACCACCAUAGAGAAUAGUUAACUCAUUGUUGGGCUGCAACUCAAUUGCCAUUUAUCUUUGAUUUGAAGAACACAUGCCAAAAUGUGUCUUGUAGACUGAGUGGUUAGAGCCCGGAAUGCUGAUUGGCUGAUGGCCGUGGUAUAUCAGACCGCAUACCACAGGUAUGACAAAACAUGUAUUUUUACUCCUCUAAUUACAUUGAUAACCAGUUUAAAAUAGCAGUAAGGCACCCCGGGGGUUUGUGGUAUAUGACCAAUAUACCAAGGGCUGUGUCCGGGCACUCCGCAAUGUGUUGUGCAUAAGAACAUCCCUUAGCCGUGGUAUACUGGCCAUAUACCACACCCAUUGUGCCUUAUUGCUUAAUUAUAUGCACUGUGUCUUAUAUGCCAGAGAACAGUCAGAGUUGUAAUUGAUGUCUGUUGAUGAUAUGUUUUCAUGUACAAAUCAUUCACUGUCAGGCAUGCUGUGUGAAGAUCACUAGUGUUUUAGGAAUCUUGGUGUGUGGGUUUACAAACAUCCACAAAGCUUCAAAGAUUAAACUGCUUGUCAAUGUUAAGUAGGUCCUGUCCAUAGUUGUACAUAACUGUAGGUCUGUAUAGUUAGGAGCUGGUAUCUUAGAUGCAUUAAUGUAACCAUUGUUUAGAACCAUAGUGUAUUAAAUAGAAGAUUAGGGAAAGAAAAGCACUUUGACUUCAAGCAGUACUGCACUGUAUCCAUGGAGCUCCUGUGAAUGGGAGCACAAGACAAACCUGCAUAUCUAUCCCUUUGAUUGAUUGGUUGUGUAUCAGAGGGUAGGGCAAGCUGUCUCCACACUGUUCAGACUUUUUCAGACACCAGGUCAUUCCCCAGUGUUAUCUUUGCAUCAUAAAAAAGUAUUACAUUUUGUGACUGUAAAACUAUAUUUGUAUUCUUCGUUUAAUGUUCAGAUGACGCAUGCCUUUUGAGGAAAGGUUCCACAAUUGUUGCGGUACGUUAACUCAUUUAGUUUGUUACAUGAGGUGUACCCUGCCCUCAGACCGGUAUUACUUGAUCUCCUUAACUCACUCAUCUGCAUGGAGAAACACACAUUCUAGGCAUGUACUAAUACCUCACUGCAUGGAUGAAAUGUAGUGUUAUUCUUUUGAUAUGAACUUUUACAGGCAUGUAACAUGAAUUUUUCUUUUUGCAGCUAUUGUCUUUUUUUAAAUGAUUUUCCAUUAGACAGUGUAGCUACUAGCCAUGUCAAACAAACACUAGUGGCACAGCCAUCAUAUCAAAGAAUAGAGAUAAUGAAUCUUAAUUGUCUAUAUAUGCACAAUAUAUGUAUAAUACUAAUCAUUUUAUCUACAGUAAAACUGACAGGUGCAUUAAUGCCAAUUUGUUCAUGUAUUCCACCCAUUGGGUACCUUUCUAUUACUAUGUAAAAGUCGUGAAGCCUUUGUACUAAUUGGAAUAAUUUCUAGUAUUAUUUAAUGAUGUGGUUAUGUUUUAAUUAUAUAUUUUUGUAGCAUUUCUAGGGUAUGAUGUGGCGGUGACAUUAGAAGUAUUUAAAUUGUAUUAUUUGUAUGUUUUUUUGUAUUUAGAUUAGUAUUUGGUCCUGAUGAGUGAGAGGAGAGACAUUGGAGUAACGUUACUUAGAUCCAAGUCACAUUCCGCAAAACAAGUGUGAGUUGUGAGAAACUCAAAUGGAUCAAGAGACUUGUUUGUGUAUGUGGUACAGUGCUAACAAGUUAAUAACUCCACAACCCUCAGUUGAGCUUUUAGCAUCAUUCUCCACUCUCUUCUGAGUGGUAGUUUGAGACCUCUGGUGGUCAGAAUAAUAUGCCACUGAUUUUCUGGUUGCCUUCCAAUAUGAAUAUGAAUGACAGUGUUACUUUCUAAUUGUGGGAAGUAGCAUGAAGCAAUAGGAGGAAGUCUGUUUUGCCCAUAUUCUGAGAGGGAAUUUUUUUAUUUUUUUAUGUAUGAAUAAGAUUAUCAAAUAAAAAAUAGUUCAGUUUUUUUCCCAUCCUGCAUGUUUUGUAUUUGAAAAUUCCCUCAAGGUCAGUCAGUGUAACAAAGCAGUGAUUCCAUUCUCAAUAAUAUCAGCGCCCCAAUUUUCUUGCUGAUAUUUGCUUUUUGGCAUGGCCUUGGCUGUCAGUGUGAUGGGGAAUGAAAAUUACAUCCCCAGUUGGAAGGAUGCAGUUAUGUUGACUGUGACUAAGUGUGUCUAAAAAUCAAUCCUCACCCCCUCCUUAGAACCCUGUUAGUACCUCUCUGUUCACAGCAGGGUGCCCACUCUGCCCCCAGCCAGCUCCCUCCUCACUGCCUGUCAAGUUACACUUCUACUGCAUCCCUUAUCUUGCUUGGGUUACCAUGAUGUAUGGGGAUGGGACUGGGAUACCAGGCACCUCCCUACAUGGGCUGCUUUCUCUUCUUUCGUCUUCGUCAUCAGAAUGACUUUGCAAAAAUAUUAUCAAUGUUGUGGAAGGAGUGAGUGCAUGCAUUGUAACUGAACUGAUUGUUCUUUUGCUCUAUACCUUGUGGAUUAUUUGCACUUAGGUGUGGUAUGUUCACUAGAAAUUGCACUUGCUUAAUGUGAAUCACUUAGAGGAUCAUCCCUGAUAUUUUCCUGACACUAAUGUUGUGGGAGGCCCUCUGACAGUAUUAUGUAAUAUUUGUGUAACACUUGCUUAGAAGUCAUCACAUCAUUGAAUAAGACUAAACUUGGUUCUGUGAACCAAAUUAGUAUGUGAAAUGUUUCAAAGUGAUAAACUACUGAACCAAC